GAGGCCUCUUGGCGUGGGACUACACGCUGCUGCGCCAUCUCAGAGCCCUAUCGAGACUACCACUCCCCGACGCCUUUGCGGUCAACAAGGGAGACUACACCUUCCAGAGGCCUCUGCGCCCCCGCGACCGGAAGCGGCGGGCGAGUCGAGUGUCCUUGCGCGCGGAUCUGAGCGACCAUGGUGGCCCGUGUGUGGUCGCUGAUGAGGUUUCUCAUCAAAGGCAGCGUGGCUGGGGGUGCCGUCUACCUGGUGUAUGACCAGGAGCUGCUGGGACCCAGCGACAAGAGUGAGGCGGCCCUGCGGCGGGCGGAGGAGGUGGUUCCGCCGGCCAUGUACCAGUUCAGCCAGUAUGUGCGCAAGCAGACGGGCCUGCAGAUCCCACAGCUCCCAGCCCCACCAAAGAUUAACUUUACCCUCCGGGAGUCCUGGAAUUCAGGCAUCAUCAAAGUGAUGUCAGCCCUGUCGGUGGCCCCCACCAUGGCCCUCGAGUACUCCAAGGAGGGCUGGGAGUAUGUGAAGGAGCGCACCAAGUAGCAGGUCAACACAAGCUGAAGCCCACCCUGGCACAACAGGGGCAGGGACGCCAAAGACUCAGCUCUGCACUGGGACCCCACUCUGAGGGCAGCUCCUGGCCUUGCCGGCCCAAUAAAGGACUUUGGAAGUGUU
Messenger RNA from Heterocephalus glaber (naked mole-rat), 666 nucleotides. It is a transcript of the gene Micos13, whose product is annotated as mitochondrial contact site and cristae organizing system subunit 13. The record is from RefSeq and is a predicted model, not a curated record. Gene Ontology annotation, cellular component: MICOS complex; mitochondrial crista junction. Gene Ontology annotation, biological process: cristae formation. Lineage: Eukaryota; Metazoa; Chordata; Mammalia; Rodentia; Bathyergidae.